GCUCCGGACGCCAACUCCUCCCUCCAUCACCUCCACCACCACCUCCACCACCACCCCCGGCCCCCGCCCCCAAAAAACAAACCAACAAAAUACACUUCUUGCUAGCCCCGGCGGAGCGGCGACGCCAGUUGAGCCAGCCGGUCCGAGCGAGCAGAGCGGCGGCAGCGGAGGGGCAGUUGCUCCCGGCGGGCGGCCAAUGGCGGAGGACGGCGAGAAGGCGGCGGCGGCGGCUGCUGCGGUGGGAGGUGUUGCGGUUGCAGGGGGAGAGGCGGAGGAGCGGGAGGAGCAGAGCGUGAAGCUGUUCGUGGGGCAGGUGCCCAAGCACAUGACGGAGGCGGAGCUCGCCGCCAUGUUCAAGGAGGUGGCCCUCGUCGACGAGGUCACCGUCAUCAAGGACAAGGCCACCAAGGCCUCCCGAGGGUGCUGCUUCCUCAUAUGCCCCUCCAGGGACGAGGCCGACAAGGCGGUGAAUGCGUAUCACAACAAGCACACGCUCCCGGGGGCGGCAAGUCCUUUGCAAGUAAAAUAUGCUGAUGGAGAGUUGGAGAGGCUGGAACACAAGCUUUUCAUUGGAAUGCUUCCAAAAAAUGUAGCAGAUACUGAAUUGACUGAUUUGUUUUCCAAAUACGGAAAUAUCAAGGAUUUGCAAAUUUUGAGAGGUUCACAGCAAACAAGUAAAGCUGGAUGCGCCUUCAUUAAAUAUGAAAUGAAGGAGCAAGCAGUGGCAGCUAUUGAGGAUCUAAAUGGGAAGCACAAGAUAGAGGGUUCUAGUGUGCCACUGGUUGUCAAAUGGGCUGAUACAGAAAAGGAAAGGCAGGCCCGGAAAGCACAGAAAGCUCAACUGCAAUCACCUAAUAUGCCGAAUGGACGCCCAAUGCCACAAUCUUCAGUAUUUGGAGCUUUACAGAUGGGAUAUAUGCCUCAGUAUAAUGGAUUUAGUUAUCAGCCUCCAGGGACAUAUGGACUUAUGCAGUACCCUUUAUCUCCUAUGCAAAAUCAAGGCCCCUUUCAGAAUAUGGGUCAGCCUGUUAAUCAAGGGAACGCGAUACGAGGAGUCAACCCUGAACUGUCCCCCAACUCAGGUCCUAGAUCAUUUAACCCAAUGCACUUAGGCAGCCCGUAUCCAGCAGUACCUGGUAUGCAGUACCCUGGAUCCUACCCCGGUGGUCCGAUGAACAAUCGUCCUUUUGGGAAUCCUCACAAUCCCCUUAAAGUUCCAAGUGCAAAUGUCAAUUCUAUCGCAUAUAGUCCCCGUAGCAAUGGCGGUGGCCAAACACAAACAGAAGGACCUCCUGGAGCCAAUCUAUUUAUCUACCAUAUCCCACAAGAAUUUGGUGACCAGGAACUGUCCGAUGCCUUCCAGAGGUUCGGUAGAGUAAUAAGUGCCAAGGUGUUUGUUGACAAAGCAACUGGUUCCAGCAAAUGCUUCGGUUUUGUAAGCUAUGACAACCCUGUGUCCGCGCAGUCGGCCAUCGCCAUGAUGAACGGUUUCCAGCUAGGUGGCAAGAAACUCAAAGUACAACUCAAGAGAGACAACAACAAGCACAGUAAACCUUUUUGACAAAAAUCAUCUUUGAUGACCAUGCGGUCUUGUUCCCGGUACAUAUUUGUCAGAUAGAUGACCAUGACGCUGAUUGUUUCCCCACUUGGCCCUGCGCGCCGCGCCGCGCCGCCCAGGGAAUCUGCCGGGGAGCGCCAUGUAUCUUCUAAGUUCAGUUGACAAUCUUAAGAAAAUUUGUUGCAUUGUGUAAUUUUAUUAUCCCAGCUUAGCGUUAGCGUCAGACCCCCUGUAUACAUCAGAAGUCAGAUUCAUUCAAUUAUUUACUUCAUCUCA
Messenger RNA from Aegilops tauschii subsp. strangulata, 1834 nucleotides. Its product is annotated as RNA-binding protein BRN1. Gene Ontology annotation, cellular component: ribonucleoprotein complex. Gene Ontology annotation, molecular function: RNA binding. NCBI's taxonomy places the organism in Eukaryota, Viridiplantae, Streptophyta, Magnoliopsida, Poales, Poaceae. The record is from RefSeq and is a predicted model, not a curated record.